AUGAUGUUGCAGAACCUUAGCUUCUCGAAGCUGGCGACGCUGGCGCUCAGCGCUAGUGCCGUUGUGGCCCAGAACAUCAAGCAGAGCCAGCCAAACAUCGUCUUCAUCUUGACUGAUGACCAGGACGAACAGCUUGGUUCCCUCGACUACAUGCCGUUUGUGCAGAAGCAUUUUGUGAAGGAAGGAACCUACUAUCGCAAGCACUUCUGCACCAUUUCGAUUUGCUGCCCGUCUCGUGUCAGCUUGUUGACCGGCCAGGCUGCGCACAACACCAACGUUACUUACGUCACCCCUCCUCACGGCGGUUACCCAAAGUUCGUUUCUCAGGGUUACAACGAGAAGUACCUUCCUGUCUGGCUUCAGGAUGCUGGCUACAACACCUACUACACCGGAAAGCUCUUCAACGCCCACAGCACUGACAACUGGAACGACCCCCACCCUAAGGGAUGGACUGGCAGCGACUUCCUUCUUGACCCAAACACGUAUCUGUACCUGAAUGCGACGUUCCAGAGAAACGACAGCCCUCCCCAGACCUACCCCGGCGAGUACAGCAACGACCUGGUUGCUGAGAGGGCUCUGGGAUUCUUGGAUGAUGCUCUCAAGUUCAACGGCAGCAAGCCAUUUUUCGUUGGCAUUGCUCCCAUCGGUCCUCACAACAACGGUCUUGGCGGCGAAACCAGCGCCGGUGCCACGCCCCCUAUCCCUGCGAAGAGACAUGAGAACCUCUUUGCCAAUGUCACUGUGCCCCGAACUUACAACUUCAAUCCUGAGAAGCCCAGCAUGGCCAACUGGGGUCUGAUUAUCCCCCAACUCAACGCUUCCGAGAUCGCCUACGGCGACAACUACUACCGCCGCCGUCUCCAAACGCUGCAGUCUGUUGACGAGAUGGUCGACGCUGUCUUCAAGCGUCUUGAGGAGGCAGGUGUUCUCGACAACACAUACGUCAUCUUCACCUCCGACAACGGUUUCCACAUCGGCCAGCACCGUCUCAAGCCCGGAAAGACCUGCGCUAUCGAGGAAGACAUCAACGUUCCUUUCCUCAUCCGUGGACCUGGAGUGCCCAAGGGAAAGACAGUCGAAUUUGUCACCACGCACACCGAUAUUGCACCGACCAUCUUCUCCAUUGCCAAUAUCACGCUGCGUGAGGACUUUGACGGUUCUCCUAUCCCGUUCUCGGACGAUGGCAUUGCGAAGGCGCAAAAUGAUCCCAAGCACGAUCACGUCAACGUCGAAUUCUGGGGUACCCAGCGUGGAUACGAUGUUUUCGGAGGAGUUUCUGCGAACAACACGUACAAGGCCAUGCGUGUCCUCGGCGAUGGCUACAGCUUGUUCUACUCCAAAGAUCCGGGCCAAAUGGAUAACCUGGCAGGUACUGCCACUGGUCAGCUUCUGGGCCGACCUCUGUCUGCUGUACAAGACCGCCUCGACGCGCUUCUAUUGGUUCUCAAGAGUUGCAAGGCUGAGAGCUGCAGACUUCCUUGGAAGCAACUUCAUCCCGAGGGAGGUGUUGCCAACUUGCACGACGCUUUGGAUGCCAAGUACGACGACUUCUACUCUGGGCAACCCAAGAUUUCCUUCUCGGACUGCAAGGAUUUCUACGAUAUUAGCUCUGAGGGACCUCAAGACACGUUGGUUUACUACGACCCGUGA
Messenger RNA from Colletotrichum karsti, 1650 nucleotides. RefSeq names its product sulfatase. Gene Ontology annotation, molecular function: N-acetylglucosamine-6-sulfatase activity; glycosaminoglycan binding; arylsulfatase activity. Bases 1 to 1650 code for a protein of 549 amino acids. The record is from RefSeq and is a predicted model, not a curated record. Gene Ontology annotation, biological process: phenol-containing compound metabolic process. Lineage: Eukaryota; Fungi; Ascomycota; Sordariomycetes; Glomerellales; Glomerellaceae. The transcript has 6 exons.